AUGCUUCAGUCUUUCUUCACUCUUCAGUCAAGGAACUCCCAAUUCAAAAAGCUUCACUGUAUUCCCGUACAAUAUUUUCAAUUCACCACAAAACAGCCCAUUUCUUUUACUAAUACUUUACUUGAAAACCGUCAACCAACCACAUCUUCAGAAACAAACCAUACCCUCAGAGAUUUAUCCUCACUCAAUUUCGCAGGCAUUGCAAAAACAGUUAUAUCGAACUGUUCGCAUAAGAGGACCGAUAAAGGUGAGAACUUUACCAAUCCUUCGUUUAAAGAUUAUCUUUUGAGAUUAUCUGCUAUAUCGCCUGGUACCAUUCGUAGAUUUUGGAGAAUUUCUGAGUUGAAACCUCAAGACGUUCUUGAGAUAUUACAGGGUUUUGAAUUUGAUGCUGGUAAGUAUGAGAUUGAGGUUAAAAAGAUUGAAUCUUUAUGGGGAAUUUUCAAGUGGGCGAGUGAGGAAAAUAGGGGUUUUGAGCAUCUUCCUCAGUCUUGUAAGAUCAUGGCUUCAAUGCUUGUGCAAGUGGGGUUGUUUUGGGAAGCUGAUUGCUUGUUGUCAAGUAGCGAAAGUCCAGGAAUUUUGCUGGAUGGUGAAAUUUUCAGUUGUUUGAUUGAAGGGUAUGUGGGGGACUUUGAUUUAGAUAGUGCUGUUUCAAUUUAUGAGAGAAUGAGAAGGCUGUCUUUAGUACCAUCCCUGUCCAGUUAUCGUGCUCUUCUCAGGUAUUUGAUUGAAUUGAAUGAAACCCAAUUGGCUUUUCGUGUUUUUGUUGAUGCGUUUGAGAUGGGGAUGGGAAUGAGCAUAAAGGAAGAGGGCAUAUUCCAGAAUGUUAUACGCCUGCUAUGCGUAGAUGGUAAAGUUCAGGAAGCCAGAGAUUUUGUCAAGAAAGUUGCGACUUUUGGAAUUGAACCCAGUAGUUCAGUUAUCAAUGCGAUCAGUAGGGGUUAUUGUAAGAAGAAGGAUUAUGAUGAUCUAGUAAGUUUCUUUGCUGAAGUUAGGUUUGCACCCGAUGUACUGAUUGGAAACGAGAUUCUAUUUUCUUUAUGUAGAAAUUUUGGUGUUGAGAAAGCAAGCUCGUACAUGCAUAAAUUGGAACAAAUGGGUUUCUGCCCUGAUGAAAGGACGUUGGGGAUCUUGAUUGGUUGGGGUUGCCGUGAAGGGAAACUGAGAAAUUCUUUCAUAUAUUUCUUAGAGAUUUUGUCUAGAGGCCUGAAGCCCCAUCUAUAUUCUUAUAAUGCUCUGCUGAGUGGGAUCUUCAAGGCAGGCAUGUGGAGACACUCCCAUGACAUUCUUCAUGAAAUGAAUGAUAGGGGAGUGACUCCCGACAUGUCUACUUUGCGGGUUAUCAUAGCUGGAUUUUGUAAAGAGAGGCAAUUUGAUGAGAUGAAAGCAGUAGUUGGUGACAUGGCUGAACGUGGCUUGAUUGAAACCUCAUUAUCCGAAGACCCACUGAACAAAGCAUUCGUUCUUUUGGGGCUCAACCCAUUGGAUGUGAAGAUAAGAAGGGACAAUGAUAAGGGAUUUUCUAAAGCUGAAUUUUUUGAUAGUCUUGGGAAUGGACUUUAUUUGGAUACGAAUCUUGAAGAGUAUGAGAAAACAAUGACAAAGGUUCUUGAUGGUGCCAUGAUCCCUGAUUUUAACUCGUUUAUACUCGAGAAUUGUGGUAGCAGAGGUAAAAGUAAUACUUCAAUUUUAAUGAUGAUUGAUGAAAUGGCAAGAUGGGGUCAAGAACUCUGUUUACAUGUCUCCUCAAACUUAGUGAAAAGGCUUUGUGCAGACCCUUUUAGCAUAAAGACUGUUGACAACCUCUUGGAAAAAAUGAUUCAAUCAGUCUACCAGUUCGAGGAAAAAACUUUAAAUAAGCUUGUUCAGACUUAUAGCAAAAAUGGAUUUAAUUUCAGGGCUAGAAUAAUUUUUGAUGUGAUGGUGCAAAGGCAUCAGAUAAUUGAGAAUAAAACAUUUACUACCCAAUUGAUGUACCUGUGCAAUAAAGGUGACGUGAGAGGCCUGAGGGAUUGCUUGCUGCUUGCACGACAAUAUAAUUGGACACCCAAGUUCAAGGAUGGUAUAGUCCUUCUCGAUUGCCUAUGCCAAAACAAAUGGUUGAAUGAGGCAUUGGAGCUAUUCGAGACCUUGCUGAUUGUCAGGCCUCAAAUGAUAUCGGACACUUUUUAUGCAUUUCUUGAAAAGCUUUGUGUUGAAGGGUUCACUACCACUGCUUGCGGUUUGGUGGAACAAUUCUCAAAUCAGACCAAUAUCUUGGAUCAGACGGUUUACUGCAACCUUAUUAGUGGGUUUUGUAAAGAGAAGAGGUUUGAGGAAGCCUUUAAGGUUUGUGAUACAAUACUUGCUAAGAAUUUAUCUCCACCUUUGGAUGUAACUGUUCUGCUGAUUACUCAGCUGUGUCGGAGUAAUAAUUUUGAGAAAGCUCUCGCAUUGAAAAAUGUAUGCUUAAAACAUCAACCUUCAAGCUUUGUUUCUGUCCAUUUUGCUGUGAUGAGUGGGUUCUGCCAGUCAGGAAAGAUUGAAGAAGCGACCAGACUAUUCAAGGAAAUGUUGUUGAUGAAGCUAGUUCCAGAUGCAGAGGCCUAUAACAUGUUGGUUCAAGCGUAUUGUCGAGUAAACAACUUAGAGAAAAUCAUGGAGUUGCUUGGUGUUAUGAUAAGGAAAGAAUUGAGCAUCUCAAUACCAAGUUAUCGCAAUUUGGUAUGCUUGAUGUGCACAAAAGGGAAGUUUCCUUUAGCAUUGAGCUUAAAAGAGCUUUUACUUGCAGAAAGGAACCUUCCAGACUCUGUUCUUUAUAACAUUCUGAUAUUUUACCUCUUCAUGGCACAUAACACUGUCCUUGUGGAUGCACUAAUUGAAGAACUUCAAAAGAAAGGAUUACAAUUUGAUGAAGUUACUUAUAAUUUUGUUGUUCAAGGGUUUUUGCGAAGUAAAGAUAUUUUGAGUUCUCUGCAGUAUCUGACAGCCAUGAUAGAAGGAGAUCUUAGGCCAAGUAAUCGUAGUUUACGAGAGGUUAUCCGCUGCCUUUGUGGUAAUGGGGAACUGGGGAAAACCUUGAAGUUGAGUCAAGAAAUGGAGUUAAGAGGUUGGAUUCACUGUUCAACCAUUCAGAAUAACAUUGUCGAGGCACUUCUUACUAGAGGCAAGCUCAGUGAAGCAAUCGAUUUUCUGGACAGGAUGAUGAUAAAAGGUCUGAUUCCUGAUAAUAUCAAGUAUGACUAUCUUAUUAAGCGUUUUUGUCAGCAUGGUAGACUGGACAAGGCAAUGGACCUUCUAAACACGAUGUUGGAGAAGGGGAGUGCUCCAGAUUCUAGCAGUUUUGAUCAUAUAAUCCAAGGUUUCAGUAAUUGCCGUAACCUGGAUAUGGCUCUGGAUUUUCAUACUGAGAUGAUAUAUAGAAACCUAACACCGAGCACAACCACUUGGAACAUUCUUGUUUGCAGAUUGAGUGAAAAUGGGCAAGCGGUAGAAGCAGAAAAGCUGCUCUAUUCCAUGAUCCAGUUAGGUGAAACACCGAGCAAGGAGAUGUUUUGCUCCGUGAUUGACAAAUACCGGUCCGAAAGAAAUAUUAGCAAGGUAUCUGAGCUCUUAAAAAUGAUGCAAGAAAACGGCCAUGCGCCUGAUUUUGAUACCCAUUGGUCCCUUAUAAGUAACUUGAGCAACAACAAUGAGAAAGAUGAGAGCAGGAACGCUCAAGGUUUUCUGUCCAGUCUUCUCUCCGAUUUCGGAUUUGCGCUGAAGAAACCUAAUACCAAAAUGGGGUGA
Olea europaea var. sylvestris is the source of this 3768-nucleotide messenger RNA. Its product is annotated as pentatricopeptide repeat-containing protein At5g15280, mitochondrial. The record is from RefSeq and is a predicted model, not a curated record. Gene Ontology annotation, molecular function: protein binding. Lineage: Eukaryota; Viridiplantae; Streptophyta; Magnoliopsida; Lamiales; Oleaceae. The transcript has a single exon. The coding region runs from base 1 to 3768 and encodes 1255 amino acids.